Messenger RNA from Gorilla gorilla gorilla (western lowland gorilla), 2861 nucleotides. It is a transcript of the gene TERF1, whose product is annotated as telomeric repeat binding factor 1. Gene Ontology annotation, cellular component: chromosome, telomeric region; nuclear telomere cap complex; nucleus. The transcript is spliced from 11 exons. Gene Ontology annotation, biological process: negative regulation of telomeric D-loop disassembly; negative regulation of DNA replication; telomere maintenance via telomerase. The record is from RefSeq and is a predicted model, not a curated record. Gene Ontology annotation, molecular function: double-stranded telomeric DNA binding; ankyrin repeat binding; protein homodimerization activity. Lineage: Eukaryota; Metazoa; Chordata; Mammalia; Primates; Hominidae. The coding region runs from base 100 to 1503 and encodes 467 amino acids.
CGGCGGAAGAGACUCUCCGCGGCCACGCCCCGCGCCCUCGAAUGCGAGCCAAUCGUUGCUCGGCGCCUGAAGGGGCAGUACCCAAGCGAGCCAUUUAACAUGGCGGAGGACGUCUCCUCAGCGGCCCCGAGCCCGCGGGGCUGUGCGGAUGGUAGGGAUGCCGACCCCACCGAUAAGCAGAUGGCAGAAACAGAGAGAAACGACGAGGAGCAGUUCGAAUGCCAGGAACUGCUCGAGUGCCAGGUGCAGGUGGGGGCCCCCGAGGAGGAGGAGGAGGAGGACGCGGGCCUGGUGGCCGAGGCCGAGGCCGUGGCUGCCGGCUGGAUGCUCGAUUUCCUCUGCCUCUCUCUUUGCCGAGCUUUCCGCGACGGCCGCUCCGAGGACUUCCGCAGGACCCGCAACAGCGCAGAGGCUAUUAUUCAUGGACUAUCCAGUCUAACAGCUUACCAGUUGAGAACGAUAUACAUAUGUCAGUUUUUGACAAGAAUUGCAGCAGGAAAAACCCUUGAUGCACAGUUUGAAAAUGAUGAACGAAUUACACCCUUGGAAUCAGCCCUGAUGAUUUGGGGUUCAAUUGAAAAGGAACAUGACAAACUUCAUGAAGAAAUACAGAAUUUAAUUAAAAUUCAGGCUAUAGCUGUUUGUAUGGAAAAUGGCAACUUUAAAGAAGCAGAAGAAGUCUUUGAAAGAAUAUUUGGUGAUCCAAAUUCUCAUAUGCCUUUCAAAAGCAAAUUGCUUAUGAUAAUCUCUCAGAAAGAUACAUUUCAUUCCUUUUUUCAACACUUCAGCUACAACCACAUGAUGGAGAAAAUUAAGAGUUAUGUGAAUUAUGUGCUAAGUGAAAAAUCAUCAACCUUUCUAAUGAAGGCAGCGGCAAAAGUAGUAGAAAGCAAAAGGACAAGAACAAUAACUUCUCAAGAUAAACCUAGUGGUAAUGAUGUUGAAAUGGAAACUGAAGCUAAUUUGGAUACAAGAAAAAGUGUUAGUGACAAACAGUCUGCGGUAACUGAAUCCUCAGAGGGUACAGUAUCCUUAUUGAGGUCUCACAAGAAUCUUUUCUUAUCUAAGUUGCAACGUGGAACCCAGCAACAAGACCUUAGUAAGAAAGAAAGAAGAGUAGGAACUCUUCAAAUUACAUAUAUUUGUCUUACCAAACUGACUAUGAAUAAGAAAGAAGGAGUGAGGAAAGGAUUAUGCUUCUUAGUACUCCUAAAACAUUAUCGUACAAAAAAGAAAAAAGAAAGCAGAAGAGCCACUGAAAGCAGAAUACCUGUUUCAAAGAGUCAGCCGGUAACUCCUGAAAAACAUCGAGCUAGGAAAAGACAGGCAUGGCUUUGGGAAGAAGACAAGAAUUUGAGAUCUGGCGUGAGGAAAUAUGGAGAGGGAAACUGGUCUAAAAUACUGUUGCAUUAUAAAUUCAACAACCGGACAAGUGUCAUGUUAAAAGACAGAUGGAGGACCAUGAAGAAACUAAAACUGAUUUGCUCAGACAGCGAAGACUGAUUGUGUUUGUAAAAGCUUGAUGAAAGGACAGUUAAGUAUUUUGAUCACUGCAUUUUGUUUGAAACUUGUGUCAUUGAUGUAAUUUAAAACUUUUGUUUAAAGCAUUACAGUAUUUUUCUGUGGCCAUCAAUUAAUAUGAGGGUUUGUGCUACAAGAGUUAAAGCGUAUGCUAUCAUUGUAUUCUUUAAGAACCUUAUUUUGAUAAAAUGUAAAUUUGUUGAACCCUGCCACAUUUAGUAUCCCCACCCCCAAAUCCUGUUCCAAUGAAAAAAUUAAAACCUGAUACGAAAAAAAAAAAGUUUCAGUUAACCUAUUUUGUGUCUGUAGGCUGACCUCAGCCCUGUAACAUAACCCAUUAAAAUCAAUUUCUUUUUUUUUAAGACAGAGUUUCUCUCUGUUGCCCAGGCUGGAGUGCAAUGGCGCAAUUUCAGCUCACUGCAACCUCUGCCUCCCAGGUUCAAGCGAUUCUCCUGCCUCAGCCUCCUGAGUAGCUGGGAUUACAGGCACACACCACCACGCCCAGCUAAUUUUUGUAUUUUUAGUAGAGGUGGGGUUUCACCAUGCUGGUCAGGAUGGUCUCCAACUCCUGACUUCAUGAUCCACCCACCUCGGCCUCCCAAAGUGCUGAGAUUACAGACGUGAGCCACUGCGUCCUGCCUAAAAUGAAUUUUCUAGAUGAUUGAAUAACAGUAGUCCUUUGAUAGAAGAUAAUGACUUGGUUUAUGGCCUUAAUAUACUACUUAAUUACUGAAGAUGUUUAUUAAUAGAAUGAUAAAUGUACAGAGUAACCUAUAAGCAUGACAUACUUUUGCUUUCAGUAGUUUCAUGUAAAGAAAAAAACUUGAAAAUAGUAAUACCUGAGGACCCAUGGGAAUAAUAGACACUGGGGAGGUAGGGUGGGGAGCAGGAGCAAGAGCUGAAAAACUACCUACUGGGGACUGUGCUCACUACCUGGGUGACAGGAUCAUACGUACCCCAAACCUCAACAUCACACAGUAUACUCAGCUAACAAACCUGACCAUGUGUUCCCUGAAUCUAAAAUAAAAAUCGAAAUAAUUUUUUUAAAAAGGAAAAUAGUAUUACCCAUGGGACAAAAUUUGUACUAUUAGCAAGAAUCACUUUGUGUCUCAUUUAGAAACAAUUUGACUUUUGUUCCAGUGUUUAAACUUAGACAAAAAUGGUUUUGAAUAGAUCUUUAUAACCUGAUGCCAUAAAUACAAGAUUCUCUGAUACCUUCAUUUAAUAUAUCAAUAUUGGGCCUAAAACAGUAUUCUGUAAAGCUUAAAUUGGUAUUAACUAUGAUCAUCUUGAUGUCUAUGAUAGAUAAUAAACAAGGUCAUACAUACCUUACUAAACAA